GCGGUCACUCGCUCGCCGGUCACGUGACGAAGCGUCUUGUCGAGUGUCGGGGAGGAGAACGUCCUCGUGCACCUUUUUCGUCCUCCUCCUCCCGGGAGAGAACACCUUCUAGGUGGUCCUGGAUCCUUGUUUUUGCGGGUCGUGUCGUCUACCGAACCACCGAGCCGCCACCAGGCCCUCCUCGGUCUUACCUCAGUCGGCUUGAGACUCACCUCCGGCGGGAAGGAAGGAGGAGGGGGGGUCGAUGAGGAUGCUGGUGAGGUGGCUGGAGAGUGAUGACGAGGCAAAGAGACGCACAGCAUACUUCAAACCUUGCCCCCCAUACCUCAAACCUUGCCCCCCAGACUUCAAAACCUGCCCCCCAUACCCCAAAGCUGGCCCCCACUAAGUAGACAGGGAGGCGGGAAGGGAGCGGAUCCUACAAUGACCAUGUCAUUUCUCUCCAUUAGCCGUGUGUGAGCCGUACACACACACACACACACACACACUCGACGCUCCGUGGGGAGUUUUCCUGCAUGAGGGGAGAAGGCCUAUCUGGGCCACAAAGAUGGAGUUCAGGUGCGUCGGGGCACGCAUGUACCGCUAGAUGCUCCCCCGUGGUCGGAAGGAACAACUGAGAGGAGGAAAAGACGGAAGAUGAAAAAAGGAUCGUCAGGAGUUUAGAGGCUCACCUGGUUAGGAACGCCAGUUCACCUGAGACAUCUUCCCUCCAAGUGCCCUCACCAUGAGCGCCAGGCUGGAGCAAGCCGCCCAGCUCUAGCCCCUCCCCCCUUUCCACCGGUGUGAGUGCGUGUGUGUGAGUGUGUGAGUGUGUGUGUGUGUGUGAGUGUGCGAGCGGCGAGCGCGUGCAUGAGUGUGAUGGCGAUGUGCGUCUGGGCGGCGGCCCCUCUGCUCUUCCUGGGCCUGUGCCUUUGCAGCGUGGGGGGCCAGGCCCAAGGCGAGGUCCUGGAGUUCGGAGGCGUGUCCAGUCAGUGGGGUCGCUUCCCGGUGUGGAACGCCUGCUGCGAGAGCGUGCUGAGCUUCAGCCUGCGGACUCACAGCCAGGAGGGCCUUCUGCUCUACCUGGACGACGAGGGCUUCUGCGACUUCCUGGAGCUGCUGCUCCUCCGCGGCCACCUGCGCCUGCGCUUCUCCAUCUUCUGCGCCGAGCCGGCUGAGCUGCAGUCGGGCGUGGCGGUGAGCGACGGGCGCUGGCACGCCGUGCGCGUCAAGCGGGACUGGAAGAACACCUCGCUGGAGGUGGACGGGCGGCUGGAGGGAUGGGCGGAGGUGAAGAGCAAGAGGAGAGACAUGACGGUGUUCAGCCACACCUACUUGGGCGGAGUGACGCCGGAGCUCCACUCGUCGCCCCUGCGCCUCACCUCGCCGUCGGUUCGGGAACACCCCGCCUUCCGUGGCUGGAUCACGGCGGUGAGCAUCAACGGCUCGCUGGUGGCGCUGGACAGCUCCGAGGGCGUCACGGUAACGGCCGGUUGCGGGCCGGACCACCGGUGCCAGAAUGGAGGGGUGUGCAGCUUGGUCAACGACCGCGCCGUCUGCGACUGCUCCGACACCGGUUACCAAGGCAACGACUGCAGUGAAGAGCACGCCUACACGCCAGGUCUGGCACACCUGAUGAUUGGCGACCAAGCGCGCGAGGAGUACGUGGCCACCUUCAAGGGCUCCGAGUACUUCUGCUACGACCUGUCCCCCAACCCCAUCCAGUCCAGCAGCGACGAGAUCACGCUGUCCUUCAAGACGCUGCAGCGGAAUGGCCUCAUGCUGCACACGGGCAAGUCGGCCGACUACGUCAACCUGGCGCUCAAGAACGGAGCCGUGUCGCUGGUCAUCAAUCUCGGCUCCGGGGCCUUCGAGGCCCUGGUGGAGCCCGUCAACGGCAAGUUCAACGACAACGCCUGGCACGACGUCAAGGUCACCCGCAACCUGAGACAGCACUCAGGCAUUGGACACGCUAUGGUGACCAUCUCCGUGGACGGCAUCCUGACCACCACGGGCUACACCCAGGAGGAUUACACCAUGCUGGGCUCCGACGACUUCUUCUACGUGGGAGGGAGCCCCAGCACGGCCGACCUCCCGGGGUCCCCAGUCAGCAACAACUUCAUGGGCUGUUUGAAAGAGGUGGUGUACAAGAAUAAUGAUGUGCGGCUGGAGCUGUCCAGACUUGCUAAACAGGGAGACCCCAAGAUGAAGGUUAGCGGCGUGGUGUCUUUCAAGUGCGAGAGUGUUGCCACGCUGGAUCCCGUGACCUUUGACACGCCGGAGUCUUUCGUGGCGCUCAGCAAGUGGACGGCGAAGAAGGCCGGGUCCAUCUCCUUCGACUUCAGGACCACCGAGCCCAACGGCCUGAUGCUGUUCAGCCACGGGAAGCCCAGGCAGAUGCAGCGCAAGGACCCCCGCACGCCGCCCACCGUCAAGGUGGAUUUCUUUGCCAUUGAGAUGCUGGACGGCCACCUAUACCUGCUGCUGGACAUGGGCUCAGGGACCACCAAGACCAAGGCCAUCGACAAGAAGGUCAAUGAUGGAGAAUGGUACCACGUGGACUUCCAGAGGGACGGACGCUCAGGGACCAUCUCGGUGAACAGCGUGCGGACAGCAUACACGGCGCCAGGUGACAGCGAGAUCCUGGACCUGGAUGAGACCCUUUACCUCGGUGGACUUCCUGAGGACCGGGCCGGACUCAUCUUCCCUACAGAGGUGUGGACGGCGCUGUUGAACUACGGCUACGUGGGCUGCAUCCGGGACCUGUUCGUGGACGGCCAGAGCAAAGACAUCCGGCGGCUGGCCGAGGCCCAGAGGGCGGUGGGGGUGAAGCCGUCGUGCUCCAGGGAGCCCCCCAAGCAGUGCCUGUCCAACCCCUGCCAGCACAACGGCGUCUGCAGGGAGGGCUGGAACCGCUACGUCUGCGACUGCUCAGGGACCGGGUACCUGGGACGUUCCUGCGAGAGGGACGCCACCAUCUUGUCGUACGACGGCAGCAAGUUCAUGAAGGUGCAGCUGCCCAUGGCCAUGCACACGGAGGCGGAGGACGUCUCGCUGCGCUUCCGCUCCCAGCGGGCCUACGGCGUUCUCAUGGCAACCACAUCCCGCAACUCGGCAGACACCCUCCGCCUGGAGCUGGACGGGGGCCGAGUACGGCUCACAGUCAACCUAGACUGUAUCAGGAUAAACUGUACAGCCAGUAAAGGCCCAGAGACCAUCUUUGCGGGCUCGGGUCUCAAUGAUAAUGAGUGGCACACGGUGAGGGUGGUCCGGCGUGGCAAGAGCCUCAAGCUCACCGUGGACGACCUGCAGCCCGUUGAAGGUCAAAUGGCGGGCGACCACACGCAGCUGGAGUUCCACAACGUGGAGACGGGCAUUGUGACGGAGAAGCGCUUCAUGCCCGCCGUGCCCUCCAACUUCAUCGGGCACCUGCAGGGCCUGGGUUUGAACGGCAUGCCCUACAUCGACCUGUGUAAGAACGGCGACAUCGACUACUGCGAGCUCAAUGCCGUCAUCGGCUACAAGAGCAUCGUGGCCGACCCCGUCACGUUCCGCUCGCGCUCCAGCUUCGUCACGCUGCCCACGCUGCAGGCGUACUACUCCAUGCACCUGUUCAUGCAGUUCAAGACCACCUCGCCCGACGGGCUCAUCCUCUUCAACCGAGGGGACGGGAACGACUUCAUCGUGGUUGAGCUGGUCAAAGGCUACCUUCACUACAUCUCUGACCUGGGCAACGGAGCCCACCUGAUCAAGGGCAACUCCAACAGCCCCUUGAAUGACAACCACUGGCACAACGUCCACAUUUCCAGAGACACCAACAACCUUCACACGGUCAAGAUCGACACCAAGGUCACCACUCAGACAACCAUGGGGGCAAAGAACCUGGACCUGAAGGGUGACCUGUACAUCGGGGGCGUGUCCAAAGAGAUGUACAGAGACCUUCCGAAGCUGGUCCACUCCCGGGAAGGAUUCCAGGGUUGCUUAGCAACGGUGGAUCUCAACGGCCGGCUCCCUGACCUUUUGGCGGAUGCCUUGGCAACCAUGGGACAAGUGGAGCGAGGAUGCGAAGUUACAUUGAUGAAAGCUGACUUGCAAGGCCCCAGCACCACCUGCCAGGAGGACUCCUGCUCCAAUCAGGGGGUUUGCCUGCAGCAGUGGGAGGGCUUCACCUGCGACUGCAGCAUGACUUCGUACGCUGGGCCGCUGUGCAACGACGCUGGGACGACGUACAUCUUCGGGCGGGACGGCGGCAUGGUGACCUACACCUGGCCCCCGAAUGAGCGCCCCAGCACCCGGGCGGACCGGCUGGCCCUGGGCUUCAGCACCCAGCAGAAGCACGCCAUCCUCCUGCGCGUGGACAGCGCAUCGGGCCUGGGAGACUACCUUCAGCUGCAGAUAGACAAAGGCAACAUCAGAGUGGUGUUCAAUGUGGGCACGGACGACAUCAACAUCGAGGAGAGCUCCAAGUUUGUCAACGACGGGAAGUACCAUAUUAUCCGCUUCACCCGCAGCGGGGGCAAUGCCACCCUCCAGCUGGACGACCUGCCCGUCAUCGAGCGCUACCCCUUAGGCAACAUUGAUAACGAGCGCCUGGCCAUCGCCAGACAGCGAAUCCCCUAUCGGCUCGGUCGAGUAGUUGACGAUUGGCUACUCGACAAAGGUCGCCAGCUGACCAUCUUCAACAGCCAGACCACAGUCCGCGUGGGCGGGCGCGACCUGGGCGCCGCCAUGUUCCAAGGCCAGCUCUCGGGCCUCUACUACAAUGGCCUACGCAUCCUCAACAUGGCUGCCGAGGGCCACCCGCACAUCAGGGUGCACGGCAGCGCUCGGCUGGUGGGCGACAUGCCGUCCUCCUCCAUCACGCCGCAGUCCAGCGCCGCCGCCGGGGGCAACCGCUCUGACUCCGCCCCGUCCAUCAGCGACAUCACAACCACCACGGCCACCAACAGGAAGCAGGGCGCCACCCAGCAGUCGGCCGACGACAUCCUGGUGGCGUCCGCCGAGUGUCCGAGUGACGAUGAAGACAUCGACCCCUGCGACCCCAGCUCAGCCCGCCCCCCCCUGCCGGAGGUGAAGGUGUUCCCCGGCCCGUCGGAGGUGGUGCGCGAGAGCAGCAGCACAACGGGCAUGGUGGUGGGCAUCGUGGCGGCGGCGGCGCUCUGCAUCCUCAUCCUGCUCUACGCCAUGUACAAGUAUCGCAACCGCGACGAGGGCUCGUACCACGUGGACGAGAGCCGCAACUACAUCAGCAACUCGGCCACGCAGCCCAACGGCAGCGCCAAGGACAAGCCGCUGGGCAUCACCAAGAUCUCCAAGAACAAGAAGAACAAGGACAAGGAGUACUACGUCUGAGGGAUGGAUGCAUACACCUUUAUAUAUUCAAAGGCUCUAUGUACAUAAAUAGCUAUAUUCUCAAAAGAGCAUACACACAUGGACAAGAACAUGCUGACCUUUAUGUUUUUCUCUACAGCAAUCACACACACGUUCAAGCACAAACACACACACGCACGCACACGCACACAAACUGGCCUAAAAGGGACCCUUAUUGUAUAAAAUGUACCGAUGAACGGAGCCUGGAGGAAGGCUCCCUUUAUGAACCAUGAAGAUCAUUCCAAACGAAGAGCGGCCCCCACACACUUGAGGAAAAAUGCCAGCGUUCCAUUGCGUGAGUUGACUCUGAAUGGAAAAGGAGAGUAACAUUCAAGUUCCGCCAUAUUGGGAAAGCAGACAAACCCAGCUGAGAUCUGAGAUCUGAGAUCUUCUUUGGCUUUCCUCUCAUUUUCAACGCUCCUGGCGGGAUUGAAGACAACCUAAAUACGUUCCCAGAGCACAUGCAUCGAGUCCACCGCUGACGAUGAAAGCACCGCUGAUAUUUACAUAAAACACGCAUCAUAUACCGGAGUGUGUGUGUGUGUGUGUGUGUGUGUGUGUGUGUGUGUGUGUGUGUGUGUGUGUGUAGCUGGAGAGCAGAGCACCAAAAAAAAUGUUGCAGCAACACGACGAGCAGCCCUAAAGUGUCUUCUUCUUCUUCUCUGAGCUUUUCUUGGCCUUCCUGUGUGCAGACAAGGGAAGAAGAAAUGGAACUAUUCUCCAUCAAGGAAAGAAACAAGCACAGUGCAGGAAGGGGACGGGAAAUCAGGGUGCAGCCACAUAGCCACUGGAGGACCGUGGAGCGGGCAGGGCCUCCGUGAUGAUGAUGAUGAUGAUGAUGAAGAAGGUGAUGAUGAUGAUGCUUUGUUCCCGCCAUGACUCCAGGAGGUUUUCCCUGGAAGGGAUACCUGAGACUAGAGAUGCUACCUACAGACACCCGUGAUGUCCCACUAAACCCAACACGUAUGGUAAGCGAGACACGCCAGGACCUGUUUCGAUGAUGGAUGAUUGGCGGAGACUGUAUCGACUCUCCCAGGGACGGGGGCGGGGCUUGGGCUUGUUUCUCAUUGCACGUGACUUAUCUUACUCUGAGUGAUUUAUACCCGGGGCCAGAGAUCUCCACAGGGGACGCCAUCGUAGAUGCAUUCUUUGAAAUUGGCGCCAGUCGGAAUUGAGUGUGUGUCGCAUGCCUGUGGCGUAGGGGGCGGGGUUAACAGUUUAAGAGCGAUGCUAAUUCCGAAGUGGACUUUUUACGACACCUUGGGUUGACUCACUCGGGACAGGCGUGUGUGUUUUUUUCCUAGUUUUGUUGAGUUUUUUUACACAUAUAUGAUAUAAGGGUGCCAUGAGGUCGGCCAGCUCUGCUCCAGUUCUUCCACGCCAUGUACAUCCGAUGCAUGCUGGCAGGACAAAAAAAACCGUGUGGGAUGAUAGCGUCCACAUGAUCUUCUCCAUCCUGACCCCUCCUCUACGAUGUUUCUCUGGUAUUCCUCCUUCUCCUCCUCCUCCUCCUCCUCCUCCUCCUCUCUAUAUCUCUUUCUCGCUCUGUUUGUGUUGCCAUCCGACGGCGGAGGCGCUUCUCCCCCCCGAGUGGGCCUCCACGUAUACUAGGUGUUCAUUGACCAUGUUAUUAUUUUCUAUAUGUACAAUUUUUCUACAGUAUUUACUUUUAUUUUUAUUGUUACGGUUCUUUGAUGAACAUAAAGUGGAAAUUUAUUAUGAAAAAUAGUUUUGAAGAUUAAUGAGUAAAUAAAAUAUUACCCAAGUCA
Molecule: messenger RNA, 7118 nt
Organism: Doryrhamphus excisus (bluestripe pipefish)
Lineage: Eukaryota; Metazoa; Chordata; Actinopteri; Syngnathiformes; Syngnathidae
Gene: nrxn1a
Product: neurexin 1a
Source: RefSeq, a predicted model, not a curated record